AUGCAGAACCACCGCCCAAGAAUGAAAAUCGUCUCCAUCUUAGCCCUCCCAUUCGCGCUACUCCGGCUUCUCCACCCGGUUUCCGCGACAGCGAUCCCAUACACUCCCUCCCGCGUCUUCGUUUCACCAUCGCACAAUGACUCGCUAGCUUAUAUACUGCUAACUGGCGGUUUUGAUGGUCAAGACCAAACGAGGACCGCGUUCCUGUCGUUGAAUAUCUCCCAGGAAGUCGAUGCGGCUAAUCCCAGUUACACCACGCUUCUGGACCAGGCGCCAUUUCGCGAGGACGAUCAUACCACUGCAUUUGUUCCGGUAAUCGACGACCAUGGGAUUAUCAAGGUGUACACGGGAAAUUGCCAAAAUGUCUCAGAUCCAGGUGUGGUGUGGCAGUUCACGCCCGAUCCGGACAACACAAUUGGGAAUGGGACUUGGGAAAGACUCUCCGUUGAUAAGAAACACAAACAUACAUACGGACCUAAUUACCUCGCAGCUGGAUUUGCCUACGAGAUCACUGAUACGACAGACAGUGCUGUCUACACCUUUGGUGGCAUGUGCCCGUGGAGCAACGAAACCAACACCGAUUGGGUUGCCGCAGCGGAUUACUCCCAUGACAUGACGCUGUUGGAUCCAACAACAGAUAGCGAGACGUCGUAUCUCUUCGAAUCUGCCGGUGAGCACGCACCACCAAUCGCAGAGGCUGGAUUGUCCAUUACCCCGUUAUUACCGGCAUAUAUUGCUACCGCCGAUGGCAAGAUGCUACGGCAACAAGAUUUCCUGUUCAUUGGAGGACAGACAGAGCAGGCCUUUCUCAAUAUGUCCGAGCUUGCCGUAUACUCUCUGCCACAUGACAGUUGGAACUUUGUCGCCAUAGACGGGAGUCCACCCAGUGCCAAAUCAGAGCUCGCCGUCCGAGAUACAAAGGAGGGUAUUAUCGAGCCACGAUCUGGCCACACAGCUGUUCUCUCCCCUGAUGGUGGCAAAGUGAUUGUCGUCGGAGGCUGGGUGGGAAAUACGAGUAUUCCCGCGCGCCCUCAAUUAGCGAUCCUGGAAAUUGGCUCGAAAUACGGGGGUUACGGCCCAUGGACCUGGCAAGUACCUUCUUUGGAAGGCUCAUUCCUGGGUGAUGAUUCUGGAAUCUACGGGCAUGGCACUGAAAUGCUUCCAGGAGGUGUGAUGAUGAUUUCUGGUGGUUAUCGCAUCUCGCAGAUGUCCAAACGAUCUACGAAUUCCCAGGUUUACUUCUACAACGUGACCUCCAAUAGCUGGGCUACUUCGUAUACAAACCCUAACUGGCUGGCUGCCAACAGUGUAUCGCAGGACCCCGGCUCUCUUUCCAAGGCGGCCAAGGUAGGAAUCGGAGUGGGGGUUCCUGUUGGAGUAAUCGUCCUGUGUCUGAUCGGGUGGAUGGUUUGGAAGUACUCGCGACGAUUCCGCUGGCGUCGAAAAAGGAACAGUGAACUUCGGAAGCUGGCAUUGGGCGCGCAGCGAUCCCAUUUCUGGGGCCGGGAUGAUCCCGAAAUGGCCAGUAGCAUUCACAGGCCCUCACUCAAUUCCGAUCGAAGCUACCCAUGGGCCAGCAACAAAGGCAAUGGGAGAUCCAAACAGCCUGAGGAAGAGGACGCUGCCAGGUCUGAGAUGACGGGGCUAUUGUUGGAUGGCUUGAGCUCGACAAAGAACAAUCGACAAAACAGACUUUCCUACCGCUUCUCAGGGAGCAAUCCCGCUAGGAAUAUCCAUCCGAUAGAUGAGCGGGAAGAAGAUGAGGCUGAUGCUUCUGACAACCUUAUCGCGCGUGACCCCAAUUCGACUGGCCCGCAAAUGGGUCUUCUCGGAGGGAUUGACAUACCAGAUCCCCACAUAGAAGCACCCUUUCUGACACCACAGACCACCCACGCUGAGCGGACGCAGGAAAAUACUCGCGCAGUAUUUGAAGAGAAUGCGUUCUUGGCCAGAUUCGGACUAGACGAUGGCAGCACUGGUACUCCAGCUUCCUCAACGAGAGAUCGACCACAAUCAAGCCAGUCGAAUGUGCCUGGAACGAUGAGACUGGGUAAUGUUCGGAGAUCUCGAGCUACCCUUUUCUACAAUCCCACGUCUAUUCCAAACAACGGACAGUCCCCGAACACAUCAGCCGUGGCAUCCACCCACAGCAAGGAAACCGCUUCCGCUUCCUCGGACAAACGAUACUCAUCUGACUCCUAUUCCACAGCGUAUACCUCCCAGUCACAGAAGCAAGCAGAAGGAGAGCACCUACUCCGCGAACAGGAGAGUCUCGUGGACGGCGUGGCAGCGCUCGAGCCAGAGCCAGAAUCAGAGUCUGUCUCUCCUCUCGAACUCCCCACCAAAGUUGCUGCGACCUCAUCCCGACCAAAAGGACCAAAAGCCGCCGAGUGGUUCGGGAACGUGCGACGCGUCUUGUCGGGACCCAGGAAAUGGACUAUGUCGGAUAAGCAUUCAUCAAGCGAUGACAAGAACCAUGCUGCUCCGUUAGCCUCAGGUCUUGAUCGCAGAAAGACCGUUCUUGAAUCUAAGAGGGUUUCUUUCCAGGAGCCAGAUCAGGAAAUUGUCCCUCCAAGACGAGCAGUCAGUGCUUCUGCAGAGCUCUUCCGUCGCAAACAAGGCGCUGAAGAUUGGGGUGUUAGCCCUACCUCUCGGACAUCGCAUGAAGGUGGCAAAUCGGAUGCCAUGCUCGAUCCUACCAAUAAGGAGAAUUUCCAAAGUGAAGAAGAAGACUGGGAUAUUGAAGCAGCCGCUGAAGGUCGUCGUGUCCAGGUUACUUUCACCGUUCCCAAGGAGCAAUUACGGGUUGUCAAUGCGAUGCCAGGUGAUUUGGAGAGUGUAUCUACGACUACUGCGUCUGCGUCCAGGGUCAAUAGUGGGGGUACAGGUACCAGUUAUAGGACUGUGACUACGUAA
Molecule: messenger RNA, 2916 nt
Organism: Aspergillus chevalieri
Lineage: Eukaryota; Fungi; Ascomycota; Eurotiomycetes; Eurotiales; Aspergillaceae
Exons: 1
Coding region: 1-2916 (971 amino acids)
Molecular function (GO): protein binding
Source: RefSeq, a predicted model, not a curated record